Messenger RNA from Carya illinoinensis, 1470 nucleotides. RefSeq names its product 30S ribosomal protein S1 homolog B. The transcript is spliced from 10 exons. Gene Ontology annotation, molecular function: nucleic acid binding. Bases 109 to 1275 code for a protein of 388 amino acids. NCBI's taxonomy places the organism in Eukaryota, Viridiplantae, Streptophyta, Magnoliopsida, Fagales, Juglandaceae. The record is from RefSeq and is a predicted model, not a curated record.
UUGGAAAAUUCAUUAUCCAACCCAAUCCAAUCCAGAUGCAGCGUGCAGCUACUCAACCCCCCACCCCACCUCUCUUCCAUUCUCUUUCUGCGACUCGUUGCCAAAAGCAUGUCAAUAUUCAGCGCUGCAACGCUAGGAUCAGUCCCCUCCGGCUUUUACUUUCUCUCCAACAUCUUCACCAGCGACGCCUCUUGUACUCUUUCUCCUCCCUUUCCUUCUCUCGUAAACCAUUCCAAAUUCUAUAAACAUUGCCACAAGUCUCCUUCCGGCAGAAGCUCCUUCCACGCGGCCAAAAUCUUCGUCUCCGCCAAUGCGAAUACCCAAGUUCUCGACGGCGAGUCCGCCUCACCCGAUUCCGUUCGACAAGCUCGGGUAUCUGCUGAUUGGAAAGCAGCAAGGUCUUACCAUGAGAGUGGGUUCAUCUACGAGGGCCGGAUUGAAGGUCAUAAUGGCGGAGGUUUGCUGGUCCGUUUUUUUUCUCUUGUUGGGUUUCUGCCAUUCUCACAAUUGAGUCCAUCUCACUCUUGUAAAGAACCACAGAAAAGUAUCCAUGAGAUUGCCAAAGGUUUAAAUGGAUCAGUCAUUUCCACAAAGGUAAUCCAAGCAGAUGAGGAGAACAAGAAGUUGAUAGUCUCUGAAAAGGAAGCUGCCUGGUCAAAGUAUUCUGAACAAGUUGAAGUAGGGGAUAUUUUUGAAGCAAGAGUGGGUUCUGUUGAGCACUAUGGUGCUUUUAUCCAUUUACGCUUCCCUGAUGGUUUUUAUCAUCUCACAGGACUGGUGCAUGUCUCGGAGGUUUCAUGGGAUUUGGUUCAGGAUGUAAGAGACAUCCUAACCGAAGGCGAUGAAGUAAGGGUAAAAGUUACAAGUGUUGAUAGGGAAAAGUCGAGGAUUACCCUGUCAAUCAAACAGUUGGAGGAGGAUCCACUUCUAGAAACUUUGGACAAGGUUAUACCUCAGGAUGCUUCUGCUGCUCCUGAUUUGUUGAGCAAUAGCAAUAUCAGUAAUAUUGAACCUCUUCCAGGGCUUGGAACAAUAUUUGAAGAGCUAUUACGGGAAGACGGUAUAAAUGAUGUAAGAAUCAGUAGGCAGGGAUUUGAGAAACGGGUGGUUUCACAAGACCUACAGCUCUGGCUUUCAAAUGCACCACCUACCAACCAGAAGUUCACUCUGCUUGCUCGUGCUGGAAGGCAGGUGCAAGAAAUACAUCUGACAACAUCACUUGAUCAAGAAGGUAUAAAAAAGGCAUUGCAGCGAGCAUUAGAACGUGUGCCAUGAUCUUAAUCCAUGCUCCCAUUCUAAGAAUAACCAAUGAUUGUGGCUCCUGUACAUAAAGUUACAGUCGAUUUAGAAUAUGGCCAUUGUAAGCUGUAUAUUUCAUAUCUACAUGAGGUCACUCACUUCCUUUACUUUUCAGCUAGAUUUUAUAAUUUGAUUCCGUGGUGCGAAUGCAAUAUUGAGAUAUUUCAAUUC